Molecule: messenger RNA, 870 nt
Organism: Colletotrichum destructivum
Lineage: Eukaryota; Fungi; Ascomycota; Sordariomycetes; Glomerellales; Glomerellaceae
Exons: 1
Coding region: 1-870 (289 amino acids)
Source: RefSeq, a predicted model, not a curated record
AUGUACGUUUCCACCCCACGACGGCGUCGCGCGGGGCCCCCAAUACCGAUCCGCGUCCGCCGACACGCCAACAGCCCCAUCUUCGCCGGCCGGAGCCCCGUCCCGUGGUCCCCCGCACAGCCAACCCCACCCUCAGGACGAUCAGCCGACUUCCAACCGUUCCCUGUCAGCCCCGAGUCGACAACAACAACAGACAGCGACGGAGAUCUCUCGCCUUCUUGUUUUACGCCCCCGGUGCAGACUCCGUGGCUGGCGAGUACAUUUUCAGAGCACGGUAGGGCCGGGACCGGGGACGGCAGCAGACGAGAGAGCGUAGAGAGUCGGACCGGGGGCGUGCCAGAGACGCCUAUGAGUACCCCGGUGGACGGGCCCCUGCCUGUGGGUAUCGAGAUGACGAUGAGGAUGGACAGACCGGAUGGGGUUGAUGCCGUUGCGCCGUCGAAGUUCGCGGGGUUGCCUCGUUCGCCGCGGCGGAGGAGUGGCGGCGGACGUCGAGGGCUUCGGAGGAUGCCGAAGCUUGAGGGUAGGAUCCUUGGACUCAGGCUGUCCGAUGAUGAGAGGUUUGACGAGGGAGAGACGCUUGGGGGAGUGAUUAAGAUCGUGGACGAGGCCGAGGCUUCGGGCGUUGUGAAGGCGGCCUCCCUCGAGAAGGGCGAUGAUAGGGGAUGCGAUAAAGUGAUCGAAGGGGAAUCCGAGGCUAAGGACGUUUGGCAGUUGAAAACCGAAUCUGAUGAGAGAGAGAGAGAGGUUACUGGCAUGGAGGAGUGUAGAUGUCAAAAAAGGGGAGGCUUUGUGGAGCCGAGUCCGUGGAGGAAGUGUCCUUGGGUUACUUUGAUGCUGCUACUAUUCGAGUUGUUUAUCUCGACCUGA